Equus quagga is the source of this 1539-nucleotide messenger RNA. RefSeq names its product C-X-C motif chemokine receptor 3 (gene CXCR3). Gene Ontology annotation, molecular function: C-X-C chemokine receptor activity. The coding region runs from base 36 to 1145 and encodes 369 amino acids. Gene Ontology annotation, biological process: regulation of leukocyte migration; chemotaxis; G protein-coupled receptor signaling pathway. NCBI's taxonomy places the organism in Eukaryota, Metazoa, Chordata, Mammalia, Perissodactyla, Equidae. The record is from RefSeq and is a predicted model, not a curated record. Gene Ontology annotation, cellular component: membrane. The transcript has 2 exons.
GCACGCAGCCUGGCAGCCAGCGCACCAGCCCAGCCAUGGUCCUUGAGAUCACCGAACAUCAAGUGUUCCAAGACUCUGAGCUUGCCUUCCUCCUGGAAAACUGCAGCUCUUCCUAUGACUACCCAGGAGAAAAUGAGAGUGACACCUGCUGCGCCUCCCCACCCUGCCCACAGGACUUCAGCCUGAACUUUGACAGGGCCUUCCUGCCGGCCCUCUACGGCCUCCUCUUUGUGCUGGGGCUGCUGGGCAACGGCGCUGUGGCGGCCGUGCUGCUGAGCCAGCGGGCCGCCCUGAGCAGCACCGACACUUUCCUGCUCCACCUGGCCGUGGCUGACGCACUGCUGGUGCUGACCCUCCCGCUCUGGGCAGUGGAUGCUGCUGUCCAGUGGGUCUUCGGCUCUGGCCUCUGCAAAGUGGCAGGUGCCCUCUUCAACAUCAACUUCUAUGCAGGGGCCCUCCUACUGGCCUGCAUCAGCUUUGAUCGGUACCUGAGCAUAGUGCAUGCCACCCAGCUCUACCGCCGGGGGCCCCCGACCCGCGUGGCCCUCACUUGUGUAGUUGUCUGGGGGCUCUGUCUGCUCUUUGCCCUCCCAGACUUCAUCUUCCUGUCAGCCCACCGUGACGAGCGCCUCAAUGCCACCCACUGCCAGUACAACUUCCCGCAGGUGGGUCGCACAGCUCUGCGCGUACUGCAGCUGGUUGCUGGUUUCCUGCUGCCCUUGCUGGUCAUGGCCUACUGCUAUGCCCGCAUCCUGGCUGUGCUGCUGGUCUCCAGAGGCCAGCGGCGGCUGCGAGCCAUGCGCCUAGUGGUGGUGGUAGUUGUGGCCUUUGCCCUCUGCUGGACCCCCUACUACCUGGUGGUGCUGGUGGACACCCUCAUGGACCUGGGGGCCUUGGCCCGCAACUGUGGCAGAGAAAGUCAUGUGGAUGUGGCCAAGUCUGUCACCUCAGGUCUAGGGUAUAUGCACUGCUGCCUCAACCCGCUGCUCUACGCCUUUGUGGGUGUCAAGUUCCGAGAGCGUAUGUGGAUGCUACUUAUGCGCCUGGGCUGCCCUGACCAGAAAGGGCAUCAACGGCAGCCACCAUCUUCCCGCCGGGAUUCAUCCUGGUCUGAGACCACAGAGGCCUCCUACUCAGGCUUGUGAGGCUGGGAUGGGGGCCAUGCAGCCUGACUGCCCCCCCUCUUCCAGGCUCCUCCCUCCCUCUCCUGGAAGCCUUGCUCCCCAGAUGCACACCCCUGGGAUUCCCCGGCAGCCCCAGCACUGCCCAGUCUCCCAGGGAGUCACCCUCCCAGCUCUGGGGGCUGCACCAUUGCUGCUCCUUAGCUGCCAAGCCCCAUUCUGCUGCUUCGUAAGUGGCUAACUUCAGGACCUUCUUACCUUGGCUGCCCGGAGCCCCACUGCCCUUCUAAUCCAGUAAUGGCCUUCCCCGUGUGCAUGCAGCAGAAGGCAAACAGCAUAGCAGAAGCUGCCCCUAUGGGGCCUUGGCCCAGGCCUCCAGCUCAGCAGUGACUGUGGCUGUGGUCCCCAAGACCUCUGU